Messenger RNA from Helianthus annuus (common sunflower), 828 nucleotides. RefSeq lists its product as uncharacterized. The record is from RefSeq and is a predicted model, not a curated record. The transcript is spliced from 2 exons. Lineage: Eukaryota; Viridiplantae; Streptophyta; Magnoliopsida; Asterales; Asteraceae. Gene Ontology annotation, molecular function: nucleic acid binding. Bases 1 to 828 code for a protein of 275 amino acids.
AUGCCACAAAACGGCAUCCAAGUUUGUGAGGUUUUUGACGUAUGGGGGCUAGACUUCAUGGGCCCUUUUCCGACCUCUUUUGUUAACCGCUACAUCCUAGUCGCUGUUGAUUACGUUACAAAGUGGGCUGAAGCACAGGCUUUGCCUACUAAUGAUGCGAGGGUAGUGGUGAGGUUUUUGAAAAAGUUGUUUGCUCGCUUUGGUGCCCCGAAGACGAGUGGACAGGUCGAGGUUACUAAUCGGGGUAUCAAGCGGAUUCUGGAAAAGACGAUUAAUUCUAGCCAUAAAGAUUGGCCCGAGAGAUUGGAUGAUGCACUGUGGGCUUUUCGGACAGCCUACAAGACUCCUAUAGGUACCACACCGUUUAAAUUGGUCUAUGGGAAGUCUUAUCAUUUGCCUGUUGAACUCGAGCACAAAGCAUAUUGGGCUUUGAAGACAGUUAAUCUUGAUAUGGCUGCUGCGGGUGAGAACAGGUUUGUGCAGAUUCACGAGAUUGAGGAGCUUAGGCACGAUACGUAUGAAAGCUCCAAGCUUUACAAGGAACGUACUAAGACGCUCCAUGAUGCCUGCUUGAAGGACAAGAAAGAAUUCCGAGUGGGCGAUCGUGUGUUGUUGUACAACUCACGUCUCAAGUUGUUUCCUAGUAAGCUCAAAUCUCGUUGGUCGGGUCCCUACACUGUACGAUCAGUGUUUCCUUACGGGACUGUGGAGAUAGGCCAUGAGGAUGGCAGGUUGUUUAAAGUCAACGGGCAUAGGCUAAAGGCUUAUGUUGGAGGGCCCGUUGACCCGAGUGUGGAGGUUGUUACCCUCCACCCCAAGAACAAAUGA